Callorhinchus milii (elephant shark) is the source of this 1495-nucleotide messenger RNA. RefSeq lists its product as uncharacterized. The coding region runs from base 1 to 1416 and encodes 471 amino acids. Gene Ontology annotation, cellular component: extracellular region. The transcript has 14 exons. NCBI's taxonomy places the organism in Eukaryota, Metazoa, Chordata, Chondrichthyes, Chimaeriformes, Callorhinchidae. The record is from RefSeq and is a predicted model, not a curated record.
AUGUGUCCGGAUGUGGUCACCAACAGGGAGCAUGUACAGGUUGAAGAGGAGAGCACCGAGGACAGAGCCAUUGAAAGCAAAGAUGUUACUGUUGACAGAUUCUCUGUAUCUACUCUUUUUGCUCCAUUGCUCGUACAUGCAGACUUUUUCAGAGUGGCAUGGGAAGCGAAUACUUUUAAAGCACUCUGUACGUCAGACACUGUUAUCCAGAGAAUUAUUGUCAAUACUCACAACAAACUGCGGAGACAGGUGGAACCAUCUGCCAGUAACAUGCUGAAGAUGGUCUGGAAUAAGAAUGCUGCAAAGAAUGCUCAAAAGUGGGCAGAAACCUGUUCAAUGGAACACAGCACUGACCAAAACUCAACAAUCCCCCGAUUCUUAUGUGGAGAGAAUCUAUAUAUGUCAAGCUGUCCAACUCCAUGGCCCCGUGUGGUACAAGCCUGGUACAAUGAAGUCAAAGAUUUUAAGUAUGGAGUUGGGAAACUAUCAGACAGAAUAAUAACCCAUUAUACUCAAGUUGCAUGGUACAAUUCCUAUCAGAUUGGAUGUGCUAUUGCACACUGUCCUAACAAAGAGCUCCACUAUUUUUAUGUUUGUCAGUACUGUCCUGCAGGAAAUAUCAUGCAUUUAAUAAAUACUCCAUAUAAAGCUGGACCAUCUUGUAGUGACUGUCCCAAUGCAUGUGAAAACAAGCUUUGCACUAACACCUGCUCGUACAUGGACAGGUUCAGCAAUUGUGACAAAUUGAAGCAGAUGAAUGACUUGAUCACCUUUGAAGAGCUCUCCACCUCAGACUCUGAUGUGCAGAAAUUGGUUGUCGACGUUCACAACAAGCUGCGUCGAGGUGUGAAGCCAUUUGCCAGCAACAUGCUGAGAAUGGAAUGGAGUGAAGUCGCGAGGAAGAAUGCUCAAGAAAAGGCGAAUUCGUGUACACUGAAUCACAAUAAGAUUGGCAGCAUGAUUGCCAACCCUUUGAAAUAUGGAGAGAACCUCUAUAUGUCGACCAAUCCUCGUCCAUGGGAAAAUGCAAUGCAGAGCUGGUAUGACGAAGUAACAGACUUUGUGUAUGGUUCUGGAGCAAAAGGCACUUCAGUCGUGCGCCAUUAUACGCAGUUGGUGUGGUAUAAUCCUAUCAGAUUGGGUGCGCUGUUGCAACAUGUCCUGAAGAACUGUACAAAUACUUUUACGUGUGUCACUAUAUUCCACCAGGAAAUGUACUCUGUAGCAACUCCCUAUAAAGCUGGACAACCUUGCGGUGACUGCCCCGAUUCUUGCGAUAAUGGCCUUUGCACCAACACCUGUCCAGAGCAGGACGCGUACGUCCACUGUCCAGCUUUGAAGAAUCUAUUUGGUUGCAACGAGUUUGUCAAAACACAUUGCCGUGCUUCAUGCAUGUGCAAAAAUCAGAUCAUUUAAGCCUCAUCUCUUGUGUCCUUUACUUCCAGAAAAAUUGAGCAGGGGAUCUUCAUAUAUCUUAAUGCAGUCAAAAACAUGU